AGGUGACUUCCCUGUUGACUACCCAGAAAAGCAGCUGAGACCUGAGACCUCAGGGCCCAAGACUAAGCUGUAAGCAGUCAGCCCAGGGGCACAACGGCUGCAUCCAGGAAAUCUGCCAUGCAGGCCCCCUCAGUGAGCCACCAAGACCCUCUGCCUCGAAAGAAUGCCACACCCUGGGAAGCCUCCUACCAACGCUUCAGUCAGUUCCAAUAUGAAGAAGCAGCUGGGCCUCGAGAAGCCUUCUACAAGCUUUGGGAGCUUUGCUGUCAAUGGCUGAAGCCACAGAUACGGUCUAUGGACCAGAUCCUGGCGCUGUUCGUGAUGGAGAAAUUCUUGCAAAUUCUACCUGCAGACACAGAGGCCGGCCGGAUCGUGCUCAGUGAGGAGACCAGAGAAAGAGUGUUCGCCCUGAUAGAAAACCUGCAGAAAGACAACGGGGAGCCAGAGAACAAGAUCAACAUGUGUGAUAGGCUCUUGGAACAACUGGUGCCAGCGGGUCCAUUACUUACACAGUUUGACAUGCACGUGGGGUCACCUGCAUUCCAGAUGAUGGCACUUGGCCAGGAGCUCCAUGACACAUCGCUAGCAGAGCCAGAGGAAAUGAAUGCUGCUAAUGAUGCCCAAUGCCUGUCCUUUCUGAAUAUUGCGUUCCAUUUCUCCAAUGAGUACCAACAUCUGGAACCUCCUGGUGAAGAACCCCCAGAACAGCUGCUGGCUGAAUGCAAGACGCCUGAGAAAACCCAGAAGUCCUCAGAAUACCAGGACCAAUGGGAGAUGCCAGGGACCUCCAAGGAAGCACAGGGGCCUGUCAACCCUGGAGUCCUCUGCACAGGCUCGUCCCGAUGA
Molecule: messenger RNA, 846 nt
Organism: Mesocricetus auratus (golden hamster)
Lineage: Eukaryota; Metazoa; Chordata; Mammalia; Rodentia; Cricetidae
Product: zinc finger protein 449-like
Exons: 3
Coding region: 118-846 (242 amino acids)
Source: RefSeq, a predicted model, not a curated record